GGAAAUGCAUAUGUGUGUGUGCCCGUAUGCGCGCACACGCCUCUCCUCCUCUGAACGAGCUGGGAUUUGAAAGUUGGAGCUGCCAGGGAACCCCGUGUGUGUUUGGACGCUGUGUUGUUUUCUUUCACACACUCGUAAGGAAAGUGAAUGAAGGCGACUGCUGUUUCACCUCCUGGACGCCCCUGAGAUUGUGCCGGUGCGAUGGAUGCAGAGGUGGUCCUGCAGGAGGAGGACAUGGAGGGCUCGUGGACGUUGCUGUCCUGGCUGGCGUCCUUCUUCAUGGUGUUCGGCGGAGCUCUGCCUUACAUCCCGCAGUAUCAGGAGAUCCAGAGAUGCAGCAACACCGAGGGUUUCUCCACCAGAGUCUGCUUUGUGCUGCUCAUAGCCAACAUACUACGCAUAUUCUUCUGGAUUGGGAAGCAGUUUGAGAUGACCCUGCUGCUUCAGAGCGUGGUGAUGAUCCUCACCAUGUUUGCCAUGCUCCACCUCUGCUGCACCGUCCACAACACCAACCGGGUGAGCACCAGGCAGCACCGACUCUCAGACUUGAACUUUCAGUACUUCUGGAAGUGGAGUGCGUUCGAGGACUACCUGCUCUUCUGCUUCGGCUUCACCGUGCUGUGUGCAGUGGUGACGCUGCUGCUGCUGGACUCGGCUGUGUUCGUGGAGACUCUGGGCUCGCUGGCUCUCAUGUUCGAGGCCAUGCUAGGACUCCCGCAGCUGCUGCAGAACUUCGACAACCGCUCCACCAAAGGCAUGAGUGUGAAGAUGGUGCUGCUGUGGACGGCCGGUGACGUCUUCAAGACCACCUACUUUGUGAUGAAUGAAAGUCCGGCUCAGUUCUGGGUCUGCGGCUCCGUCCAGAUCAUGAUCGAUGUGUCCAUCCUGCUGCAGGUGUUGCUUUACAACCAAGACUCACGGGUCAAACUGGGCUGACCUGUUAGGAUGACUAGCGUACAAGCCAGAGCUUUUUUGUAAAAAAUCUAUUUUAGUAAGUAUGAGGACUAGAAACCCUUUAAAAAAAAUCUGCUGAUAGAGAUGUCAAGGCAGACGUUUAGUGCCAGAAUAUGGAGAAACCAAACCUCUUUUUAGUGUUUAGCCUUCAGAAGAGUAUCUUGCAGAACCAGCCAAGUUACCUCCAAGUGCCAUUAUACCACCAAUUUAUACUUGAAAAUGCUCGUUAGCAUCUUUAAUCAAGCCCUAAAAACUAAAUUUCUUUGCCUUACGUAUGAUAAGGCAGCAUUUAGGUGCAUUUUAAAUGUUUUGUACUAUUUAUUUUGUCUCUGUGAAUGAUUAUGUGCACUCCUGAAGUGCAGUGGACAUGGAAACUGUAAGAGGGAAGCAUUAUUCAGGUUGGCAGCAGAUCUGUAACAACCAGCCCUGCACUGGAAUCUGCUGCCUGACGGAUGGAUCUCCUCCUUCACACUCCUGCUUCACCGGACUGUUCUCCUGAUACGUAGUGUGCUCGUCUGUGUGUGUUUGUGUUGGCAUUCUUGCCUCUGUGUAGCUGGAAUCGAUUUUUGCCGUUGGCGUCCAGCGCUAAGCCAAAACCACAGAAUGUACAUCAGGUAAUGGUAGCUGUGCAGGCCAUCAAUCUGCGGGUUUCCCCUCUGCUUUGUGGUGUGAUUGACAAACAAUCCAAGUUUCCCACAAAGUCUGCAAAGAACAGAGAAAUAAUACGAGCAUGCUGCGACACUUUGCACUAUACCUCAGUCACCAAAUGUCUCGUAGACACCAAAGAACACAUCAGACUUCAGGUCAGCUUUAGUUCUUAAUGUGACGGUGUUACUGAAUGUGUGGCUUUUUAUCACACGUCAUCCUCUGAGUACUGAGCUCUUUUUAUUAUUUCAUUAUGUGCUGAUUUUCUCUUCUUUUACCACAUUUUAGAAAAUUGGAAAGACAGUCAGACGCUUUCUUUUUUUUUUACCUUGAUCUUUUAUUGAACACAUUUCUGUAUUACGCUCAUCACCCGCUGACAUUUCUGACUCCUCGGAAAGAAGCAUUCUGUUUGAAAAUGUAUUAACAAAAUGGCCCAUUUUUCAAGCCCUUUCCAAGUGAGAUUUGGUUAAGAAGAAAAUGUACUUCAGGGCGCUGUAUGGAGUUUUAUGGGAUAUGUGAACCAAGCGUUACUGGGACUGAAACAGAACCAAUAAUUUAUGGCAUUAGUAUGUGAGGAUAUUGGGCUGACAGACGUGCCACCAGUUCUGUGGAAUAUUUUGUUAAAAGGUGUGUGAACCUCUAUUUAUGCAAGGCAAUAAAAAGAAAGCUUCACAAACACAUUGUAGAUCCCAGAGGUUUGAAGAUACGAGGCAUAAAUCUCUUCUGUUCA
Molecule: messenger RNA, 2329 nt
Organism: Amphiprion ocellaris (clown anemonefish)
Lineage: Eukaryota; Metazoa; Chordata; Actinopteri; Pomacentridae
Product: solute carrier family 66 member 2
Exons: 5
Coding region: 202-936 (244 amino acids)
Biological process (GO): retrograde transport, endosome to Golgi; phospholipid translocation
Cellular component (GO): trans-Golgi network; endosome
Source: RefSeq, a predicted model, not a curated record